UUAACAUGUUGUGGAGGCAAGAAAGGAUAAAAUAAAACCUGUAUUUAAUGCAUUUGUAGACAGUUCAUUCAACCUUAUGGCCUUUUUGAUAAACAUGCACUUUUGCAAAAGCCUCUUCCUCACAAUGCUGACCUCUUUAUAAUUUAAUAAAGAACCGUGAUAAGGUCAGGGUUUUUUUAUGUAUUAUCAGUGGUGUAGUGGUUUUUGAACAUGGAGUAUAGAGCUCUUUUGUGAGAAGUCAACACAUAGAUUUAUAUAAAGCAAGCUAAAUUUCGAAGAUGCAGUAGCAACACGCUGCAGUCUCAGAAGAAGGAAGGCCCACUUGGUGCACUAGAAAAGAGAAAUAAAAAAAAGGCUGAGUGAAGGGCUAAGCAGCCGUCUGCCAAUUGGAUAUGGAGGAUUCUGGCAAAGUCCGGUUUCUCUGCCGUUUCUAAGGAAACAACAGUCCAACAACAGUCCACACAUCAGACUCAGCGCUAAAAAGAAGAGAGGACAAAACUACAAUCAGACUGAGAAUCAGACAACUUCGUCAGACACAGCGGGCCCAGAAGGAGCACAGUCACCACGGUAACAGACUCAGACUGCAGGUUCAGAAAAAAAGAGUGGAGGUCUGAAAAAGAAAGACGGUUCAGCCAUCCAGACUGACAGCCAUCUGAGGACCAGAGUUGGAGAAGUCUUAGAGGAACUUGCUGCUUCAGCUUCCCCAGUUAACCUCUGCCUUUCAGUGCCCAGCAUGCAACACUGCCAGAGGCUGGACCAGAGACUCCACUUGCUCAGCGAGGAGAUCAGAAGCAUGAGUCAGGAAAAGGAGCGAGGGGAGCAGGUGUGGAGAGAACGACUGCAGCGCUGCCAGAGGCAACUGAAGGCAAAAGAGGAGGAGAUGAGUCGCCAGUCCCAGUAUUUUGAGAACUUUAAGACUCAACUCCAUCACAAGCUCAACUCAUACAGGGACAGAGAGCAGAGCUUACUGAAACGCAUCUACAGCUUGGAAAAGCAGCUACUUGACAUCACUGUGAGUGCUGCCACUGGCAUGGCAUCGAUGAAAGGAGUUAGAAUCACAGCUGGGCCUGAGAAACAGUCGGAGGACCAAGACAGGCUACCGACCAUGAGAGGAGAGGGGGAAGGAGAAGAGCAGAAAAAGGAAGACAGCGGGACUUACUGCCUGCCGAGCAUGUUGCCCGAUAGAGCAAAAAGUCCAGAGGGUGAUAUAGAAGUAAAAGAGUCAGAAAACAAAGGAGCACAUGUGUCUUUUAAUGAUUCCAGGCUUCAGGGCUUCAUUCUCAGCCUGCAGGAAGACCUCAGAGUGCUGCUGGAAAGACAGGAAGCUGGGAUGACUGAGCGACGCGUACUGAUGGAGCAGCUUCAGGAGGCUCAAGAGAAGAACCAGCUGUUAGCCUGCAAAAUGGAGGGGAUGAAGGCUGAGACUGACCAGCUGAAGCUAUCUGAGACCUCCCUGAUGGAGGAGGUUGAAGUUUUAAGAGAAGAGAACCAGAGACUUCAGCAGGAGGCAACUAACCAAACACCUCUCCAGUCAUCCUCGGACUCUGAAUCUACCCGUUUGAGUCUCUGUGCCAACUGGCCUCACAGCAGCCAUAAUGUUUGCCGGGCGUCGUCCAACAUGGAACUAACCUCCCCAAAAAACACGGAAAAGAACCAACCUGCUGCAGAUAAUGAAAGAGUGCAUUUAAUCGCGGUGCCACCUAUUGACCACCAGGCAGCAGUAGUGUAUAAACAAAACUACAAAAAAGAUUUCUCUUUGCAAGCCAAAUCGAAAAAUCUGCCAAAACACAAAGCACCUGUCCUCCUUCAAUCGUUUUUCAACAAACCCAAGUGUCAUUUGCAAUCACUUCCAUUCACAGUUGAAACCUUUGGAAAUGUUAAACUAGGAGAUGUCGAGGAAAGUCUCAGUGAGGAAUCUGAUGCCUUGAGGAGAGCCUUUCAGAGCCUAGGGUUUGAUGAAGAUCCUCAACAGCAAUGUGAGAACCUGAAUAUGGACUUGCAACACAGAAAGGAGCAGAUGAAGGCAGUGACUCAGGAAAAUGCUGAACUGAAAUCCCAGCUUAGGAAAACAAGAUGCGAGGAACAAACCACAUCAGACCUCCAUUCUUCAAGAGAAAAGAUUGCAAGUGUUUCAUCCUGUAAUGGAAUGGAUUCUCCACAAUCAUCUCAAGAUGACCCCAGUUUUGAUCUCAAUCAAGAAGAUCUGAUCCAAGCCCUGAACCAGGAAAAUCGGGCGUUGGCAAACCGGAUCCAGGAGCUGCUGGCUCACAUUGAACACAAAAAAGAGGAAGCCAAAAAAGAACAAACUCAAUUGAGGAAACACAUUUCCAAACUGGAGGAGAAUGGGGUCAGGCUGGAGCAGGAGAAGCAAGAACAAAGCUGUUUGAUCCUGGAGCUGACCAGGAAGACUGAAGAUGAUCUGAAUACCAUAUGUGAACUUCAGCAAAAGUUAACUGAGGCCGGAGAGGUGAAAGAGGAGUCACAGAGUAAUGAGCUUUGGUGUCAGAAUGGCCAUUCGGUGCCAGUGUCAGCGCAUUUUCUUCAAAACAGACAAGAAGAUGAUGCGGAAAGUUUAGUUACAAGUAUGUUAAAAGAAAACAAAACGCAGUUUAUUCAAGAAAUCGACAAUCUGACAAAAGCUCAACUUGAAAAACAUUGUUCGGUUCAAAACAACUCGAAUGGUGUGCAUGUUGGUUUAUUGACAGCUCAGGUGACCCAGCUCACCAAUUUAGUCCAAAACCUCCAAAGACAAGAAGAAGAACUAACUGGUAACUUAAAUGAUCUGAAAGAACAGCAAAAAGAGGUUUCAUUUUCUGUUCAAACACAAACAGAAGAAAAGCAGCAGUUAAUUCGCACAAUCUGGACACUCAAGGAGGAGAAAGAUGGUCUCUUUGAGGCUUUGAGUAAUCUCAAACAAGAAAAAGAGAAACUGACAAAGUCAGUCUGUGUGCUGAGGGAGGAAAGAGAUCAGGUGCAAAGAUCUACUAAUGCUGUAAAACAGAAGAAAGAGCACCUAACCGGGUCUUUAUCUGAUCUAGAAAGGCAUAAAGAGGCAAUAACAGAAUUAAUCUCAAGCAAAAAAAGAGAAGAAGAUAAAAUUGCACAGACGCUGCAAGAUUUACAGAAAGAAAGAGACCAACUAAGCCAGGCGGUGCUUUAUUUAAGACAACAGAAAGACAAACUGGGACUGUUGAUUCCAACUCCAGAGAAAGAAAGAAAAGAAACAGAGGAGGUUUUAAUUAGCUCCUCUGAACAGGAAAAGCAACCUUUGCAGAUAAAUCUGGAGUCAAGAGAGGAAAUAGAGAAAGUUCAUCAUUGUUUUAGUGAAACAGAAGAGAAUCAGAAGAAGCCGCUGAGCUCAGUCUGUGCUGCUGGAAUAAACAUGGAUGCUGCUGGGACAGAAGUUGAUGCUGCGCCAACAUGUGAGACCAGGGAUGACAGAGAAACACUCAUCCAGGAAAAAACAGAUCUGAUACGGGAGAUGACAGCUACAGGGGCAAAAUUAAAAAACUCUCAGAAGGAACUGAACCACAGCCAUUUAGAGAUAAAGAGGUUGUGCAGUGAGCUGUGUCAGUCAGAAGCCAGAAGGAGGGAAGCAGAACAGAUGAUGAGACUUACGCAGGCAGCCAGCAAGAUGGAAGACACCAAGAGGGACAAUGAAAACCUGACUGCCCAGGUAAAAGAGCUGCAGGUCAAAGUGAGCGUCCUGCUCAGGGAGAAGACGGAAGCUCUGUUUCUGAAGGCACAGGUGGAGGAACAGCACAGAGUCCUUGCUGCUCAGCUCAAAGCUAAAACUGUCGCCCUGGAGGAACUGAACUCAGAGUACAUGGAGCUGAAACAAGGACAGAGCAGCAGGGAUGAACUGAGCACAGCUCUGGUCUCUCUCAGGACAACUUACCAAGACAUCAGAGCAAAGUAUGACAAACUUCUUAAAAGUAAAGUUGUGACAGAUCUGGAUGUUGUUCCUCUGAAGGCCAAGCUGGCUUCCUUGGUCCUCAAGUGUCAGGAGAGAAAUGGCUUGUUACUUCAGAUGAUGGGGGUCAUGCAGAGAUGUGGCUGUAUGGACCCUACGCUCGCACAGCAGGUGGAGCAUCUGCUCAGUGAUGUUGCUCUGCAGGACUACUCGAUGGCUUUCACCCCACGAAACCACAUACGGAAACAGGACGCCUGUAGUCGGUUCACACAGGAAUUGAUUUCAAAUUUUAAAGUCCACAGUCUUCAAAAAGUAACGUGUCCAGCAGAGUCCAGCUAUGUUUGCAGUGAAGAAAACAAAGAUCAAUGUGCACAGAAAGAACAACAGUCUUCAAUAUGUGUUAAUGAGACCUCAACAAAUCUGCAAACUUGCAGAGAUUCUGCAGCAGAAACACAGACGAAACACUCACCGGAUCAAAGCCCACCUGUUAAAGAGCGUGCAAAUGUCCAAGGAUCACCUGUACUUACCCUGGACACCAACAGUUCCACGGUCUUUGCUGCCACUGAACUGAUCCAUGUAGGGAGUCGACCUGAGAAGCUUGAAUUCAAUCAUCUGGACAUGAAAGAGAAGUUUUCCUCGGAUGCAGCCAGGCAGAAGAAAUGCUUGCAGAAUCCCUCCUCCCCCACCUCUUCAAUCGGCUCAGGCAGGAGGUUGAGCAGUCCUGAGAAGAUCCUUAACAUGCAUGAGGAACUGCAGAGAACACUGAUGAGCACCUUUCAGUUGUCAGAGCGCAGAGGAAGAGAACAGCAUCCCAGCAGAAGACUGUCACCGUCAACCUCUGGAGACCAGAACUCCUCUUCUAGUUUGUGUCUCCCAGUUCCCUUAAGUCCACUCAAACCUUUUUCAAAGCCUGCUGCAACCAAUCUGUCAGCAACCCUUUUCACCGCUGUAUCAUCUAGAUCUGCAAAUCUUAGCCCUAGCAUGUCCACUAACCAUCACCUUAAAGCAGUCUUUUCCAAAACCUGUGCUGCUUCAAGCUCCUAUAACUCCCCUCCUGCUUUAGCAGAUAGCAAACAUGAAUCCAUCCCAGGUUCUUGCCACGGUGCAACUAUAUCCCCAAACAGGACAAAGAAAACCCCCACUCUCCCUAACACACAUGCAGACUCUCCUCCUCUAACGGCCUUAAACUGCAAUGGCAUUGAUCCAAAAAUCCCUCCUACUACUAUACCUGCCCCUCGCCCAACAAAUGCCUCCGGUAUUAACAUUUACAGCAUGACCUCAAAGAUGUAUGAUGCACCCGCCACACAUGCUGCUUUAACAUCCCACAUGAAGUCUCCCUGUUCAUCACCUGAGAGCUCCAUCAAGUCUGUGAAACGGUUCCGCGGUGCUACGAAGGAAUCUUUCCCAUCUAAACUAGAAGCUCCAGCUGAGGUUCGGUCUGUUGAGGUCAUUAAGACAGUGGGCCAGAGCAGCCUCCUGAUUGGCUGGGAGAGACCGGCGCUUGAUGAGCUGGGCUGCAGUAACGGCACGUUUGUGUAUGGAUACAGGAUUUUUGUAAAUGGCGACUUUCACAAAUCUGUUAUGAGUUCAGCGUGCACAAAGUGCAUUCUGGAGAGCAUUGAUCUGUCUGCUCCAGUCCUCAUCAAAGUCCAAACUCUGGGCUCCAAUGGUCUCCGCUCAGACUGUAUCCACACCACAUACAGGAUGUCAGAACCAGAAUGACUGUUUCCUGGUUACAGCUCUCACUGUGGAACAGAUAAGCUGCCAAAGUGCCACCAAAGCCACGGUGUCUAGAAUGAGCAACCUGACGUCCACAACAGCUGAGAGACGAAGUCCCGCCCGGUGCUAGAAUCGCUUCAUGCCAAUCAGGCAGAAAUACUCCCGUCACUUGUUUUUUUUUAUAUUUCUGCUCAUAGACACGCAGCGACCUGCCUCUUGACCUCAAAAUGAUUACCUGCAGACAAAACUCAACCUCUGCACUCAAACAUGGUCUGAAUUUUGUUUUGUUUUUUUCACCACUCACAAGAAACUGUUCCAGUCCUCUUCAAUGACAAUGAAUGGAAGCAGCAAGAUGGAGAAACGUGGCACUUUCUGAUGAUUAGGAUAGUCGUAAAAUCUGCAAAAAGAAAGUUCUAUUUAAAAAUACUCUUGACCCCCGACAUCUACUGACAAGAAGUAAGACGUGAAACAGCCUGCACCUGCUGCACACCUCCACACUGUGUUCAAACGUAAAGAUUGUCCGUUGUGCUGUUUCAUCAAAGAGCCUCACUGCCGCAUCUGUGGACUUUACAACAGAGUCAAUGAAGGCGUUUAUUGUCUGCAUUGAAAGGUUGCUGCGCUUGAUUUUUACACAUGAAGCCAAAUAUGCGAUGGACGACUCACUCCAAAGACUGUUUUAGUAAAUGCCUAUAGGAUUUCUGUAAAACACAGAUGUUAGAUUUAAUCUAUGUUGUGAGAUUUGCACACAAUCAUAAAGGCUAUAAGAAGAAAUUUUAACAAGAGUAACUGAGGUAUUUUUUUUUGUACAGAAUCUUUUAAAAAAUGCCAAUAUUUCACACACUGUACGUCUUUAUUAAGUGAACCUUUCAUACCUUCUAGAUGUCAAAAUGCACAUGUCGUUUUUAUUUUUUAUUUUAGAAACGCACAGCACCUGUUCUAUAACUUUGUUGUUCACUGCAUGCAGGACUUUGAAGUGAUCACGAUGCAGCAGAAGUAUUUUUCUAUCAGUAACUGAUAUUGUUGGUUUCUCAUAGAUUCCCAUUAACUAUACAGAAAAAUAAAUGUUUAAUUAAUAACAA
Molecule: messenger RNA, 6711 nt
Organism: Oryzias latipes (Japanese medaka)
Lineage: Eukaryota; Metazoa; Chordata; Actinopteri; Beloniformes; Adrianichthyidae
Gene: jakmip1
Product: janus kinase and microtubule interacting protein 1
Molecular function (GO): microtubule binding; kinase binding; GABA receptor binding
Source: RefSeq, a predicted model, not a curated record